CGCUACUAAUUAUAUUCAGAGGAAUUCUAGCUGUUUAGUAUCAGUUUUCUCUUUCAUUACGUCUAGAGAGUUUUCCUAAGGUUGAAACGUCCAUGAAAAAAAAUAGUCGCAUUCUGUUGAAGCGAAUUACCAUAAAUGAUUAUUGAAUGAUCAUUAUAAAUCACGAGGCUGCGCAGAACGUUUGGGAUUCGUGGACACACGUCAACUAGUUCUCUACAGACUGAUAUAUUUACUUAAUGCACCAGGGCCAUAAUUCAAUUAUCGAAACCUCCACAAUUACCUCUAAAAUCCAUUUACAUUCCUCCCCACGAAUAAAUUCCUCAAGACCUCGUACUUCUCCCCCAAAUUCAAGUGAUAAACAAAAACAUUUGGUGGGACUAACCUCAAAACGCCCGGAAGAUCGCCAUAAACCUCCGCACGAUGAUGAACUCGUCAGAUCCUCGUCGCCCUGACAAAGAAAUAAGGUACAAACCGUCAGUAGCAAGUGGCCAGACCCAGCCGGGGGAUGACUUGACACCAGACUACAUGAACAUCCUCGGCAUGAUAUUCAGCAUGUGUGGACUCAUGAUGAGACUGAAAUGGUGUGCCUGGGUCGCUCUCUACUGCUCCUGCAUAAGCUUCGCCAAUUCACGAGUGACUGAUGACACCAAACAAAUACUGAGCAGCUUCAUGCUGUCGAUAUCCGCUGUUGUCAUGUCGUACCUUCAGAAUCCACAACCGAUGACACCCCCUUGGGCAUCGGCGCUUCAAUAAUUCUCGGAAAUUCAUGAACUGUGUUUUGUUUACAUUUUUUCAAAGUUCAAUUAAAAUAUUAAGGAAAUUAAA
Diachasma alloeum is the source of this 825-nucleotide messenger RNA. Its product is annotated as protein Asterix. Bases 421 to 753 code for a protein of 110 amino acids. The record is from RefSeq and is a predicted model, not a curated record. Gene Ontology annotation, biological process: protein insertion into ER membrane. Lineage: Eukaryota; Metazoa; Arthropoda; Insecta; Hymenoptera; Braconidae. Gene Ontology annotation, cellular component: endoplasmic reticulum membrane. The transcript has 2 exons. Gene Ontology annotation, molecular function: protein folding chaperone.